AUGCAAGACUACAAGGUCCACAUAAAACACACAGACGGGUCCUUCGAGUACGUCCCCUACUUCUGCCUGCCAGCAAAGGACCUGAAUGACGUCAUUGCGCCGUCAUGCUACAGCUGCUUUGACUACCCCAACGCGCUGGCAGACAUAGUGGUGGGCUACAUGGGUGUGCCCUACCAGGGAGUGGACAUGACUAAGCACCUGCAGUACGUCACAGUCCGCAACGAGAGGGGCCGAGAGAUGCUUGAUGCUCUGGGCGCCGCGGGGCAGCUGGUGCGGGUGCCAGCGGAGAGCCGCGGGGACAGGCGGCCGCUCGUGAUGCAGCAGCAGCAGCAGCAGCAGCAGCAGCAGCAGCAGCAGCAGCAACAGCAGCAGCCCGCAGCAGCAUCGCUGUUGGCGACCGUCAUCUCUGACGACCAGGCCAAGCUGGGCACCUUCCAAGACCCCGCCCCCCUGUGGCUCGGCAACAUCAUUGCCUGGAUCCUGAAUCUGGUCGGGCCAAAGGGCCUCGAGUUUGCCAAGUACAGCAUUGACUACCAUUACAUCCGCAACUGGCUGUACUGCCAGCGCCACAUGGGGCCGGACAGGGCGGCCCGCCACGUCCCGGAGUUUGCCAAGCGGAUCCUGGAGCAGUACGACGGCCCCAAAGGCGAGGUGCGGGCGCGGCUGGCGCUCAAGCCCAAGGCGUGA
Molecule: messenger RNA, 687 nt
Organism: Monoraphidium neglectum
Lineage: Eukaryota; Viridiplantae; Chlorophyta; Chlorophyceae; Sphaeropleales; Selenastraceae
Product: coenzyme F420 hydrogenase beta subunit
Exons: 8
Coding region: 1-687 (228 amino acids)
Biological process (GO): chlorophyll cycle
Cellular component (GO): chloroplast
Molecular function (GO): 7-hydroxymethyl chlorophyll a reductase activity
Source: RefSeq, a predicted model, not a curated record